This is a messenger RNA of Thlaspi arvense, 981 nucleotides long. NCBI's taxonomy places the organism in Eukaryota, Viridiplantae, Streptophyta, Magnoliopsida, Brassicales, Brassicaceae. The record is from the annotation of a GenBank genome assembly.
AUGAAUUGCUUGAGAACUAUUGCUCUUUCACUCUCUCUGUUUCUUGUGGGAUUGGUCGGACCAGUCCAAGCUCAAUUGCAAAUGAACUUCUAUGCCAAUACUUGUCCCAACGCCGAAAAGAUUGUUCAAGAUUUUGUUUCGAACCAUAUUUCUAGUGCUCCUUCUCUUGCGGCUGCCCUCUUGAGAAUGCAUUUCCACGACUGUUUUGUCAGGGGUUGUGAUGGAUCAGUGCUUAUUAACUCGACGUCAGGAAAUGCAGAGAGGGACUCAACUCCUAACUUAACGGUUAGAGGGUUUGGCUUCAUCGACGCAAUCAAAGCUGUGCUUGAAGCUCAAUGUCCUGGGAUAGUCUCUUGCGCUGAUAUCAUCGCUCUUGCAUCUCGAGACGCCGUCGUUUUCACCGGAGGACCAAACUGGAGUGUCCCGACCGGAAGAAGAGACGGGAGGAUAUCGAACGCAUCAGAGGCAUUAGCCAACAUUCCUCCUCCGACCAGUAACUUCACCAAUCUUCAGACACUCUUUGCAAACCAAGGGCUUGAUCUUAAGGACCUUGUCUUACUCUCCGGGGCUCACACGAUUGGUGUAUCUCACUGCUCGUCUUUCACAACCCGUCUCUACAAUUUCACGGGUCGUGGAGACCAAGAUCCGGCCUUGGACAGCGAAUACGCAGCCAAUCUCAAGUCAAGAAAAUGUCCUAGCCUCAACGACAACACGACCAUCGUGGAGAUGGAUCCAGGGAGCCGUAAAACGUUUGAUCUUAGUUAUUACCAGCUCCUUGUCAAGCGUAGAGGUCUGUUUCAAUCAGACUCUGCUCUAACCACUAACCCCACAACGCUCUCAAACAUAAACCAGAUCUUGAAGGGUUCCGUGGAAAAUUUCUUCUCUGAGUUUGCCAAGUCGAUGGAGAAAAUGGGUCGGAUCAAUGUGAAGACUGGGUCAGCAGGAGUGGUUAGAAGGCAAUGCUCCGUUGCAAAUAGUUAA